CACAAUUAGAAUGCUCGCACGUUCUCCAAACCGUGGCCCAAACUAGUUGUGGCAGCUUCGCGCAGUCGCAAGCACCGUCGAGGUGAUGUGCUAGCGGCGAUGUCGGCGGCCAAGAAGACGACGGCGUGCGUGACUGGAGGGAACGGGUACAUCGCCUCCGCACUCAUCAAGAUGCUGCUGGAGAAGGGCUACGCCGUCAAGACGACGGUCAGGAACCCAGAUGACAUGGCGAAGAACUCCCACCUCAAGGACUUGCAGGCGCUCGGCCCCCUGGAAGUCCUCCGCGCCGACCUUGACGUAGAAGGCAGCUUCGACGACGCCGUCGCCGGCUGCGAUUACGCCUUCCUCGUCGCCGCUCCGGUGAACAUGGCGGCGGAGGAUCCAGAGAAAGAGCUGAUCGAGCCAGCCGUCCGAGCAACGCUCAACGUGAUGAGGUCGUGCGUGAAGGCGGGGACGGUGAGGCGCGUGGUCCUGACCUCGUCGGCGGCCGGGGUCUACAUCAGGCCGGAGCUGCAAGGCGACGGGCACGUCCUGGACGAGGAGUCGUGGUCCGACGUCGAGUACCUCAGGGCCAAGAAGCCGCCGCUCUGGUGGGCGUACUGCGUGUCCAAGGUGCUCCUGGAGAAGGCGGCGCGCAGGUUCGCGGAGGAGCACGGCAUCAGCCUCGUCACCGUUUGCCCCGUCUCCACCGUGGGCGCAGCGCCGGCCCCGAUCGUCAGCACCAGCGUCCCAGCCUGCCUCUCAUUCCUGUCCGGCGACGAAGCAGGGCUCGGCGCGCUCAAAGGCAUCGAGAAGACCUCCGGCGCGGUGCAGCUGGUCCACGUCGAUGACCUCUGCCGCGCCGAGCAGUUCGUGGCCGAGGAGGCGUCGGCGGCGGGGAGGUACAUCUGCUGCGGCGUCAACACGACCGUCGUCGAGCUCGCGCGCUUCCUGGCGCACAGGUACCCGCAGUACGGCGUGGAAACAAACUUCGCCGGUGAUCAGCUCCUCGAGAAGCCGAGGGUGCGCCUGUCGUCUGCCAAGCUGGUUAGGGAAGGGUUCGAGUUCAGGUACAAGAACCUGGACGAGAUGUACGACGACGUCGUCGAGUACGGCAAGGCACUGGGAAUUCUGCACUACUGAAAUAACGAUGACGAUGCUCCUCUGAUCUGCUUCCCAUACAUUGUACUCAUGCUCUGGCUCUACAUUGUGUAAUCUAUCAUCAGAUACCUUCAAUAACAACGUCCACGAUGUUUCGCAA
This is a messenger RNA of Panicum hallii, 1240 nucleotides long. RefSeq names its product anthocyanidin reductase ((2S)-flavan-3-ol-forming)-like. Bases 100 to 1122 code for a protein of 340 amino acids. The record is from RefSeq and is a predicted model, not a curated record. NCBI's taxonomy places the organism in Eukaryota, Viridiplantae, Streptophyta, Magnoliopsida, Poales, Poaceae. Gene Ontology annotation, molecular function: oxidoreductase activity, acting on the CH-OH group of donors, NAD or NADP as acceptor. The transcript has 5 exons.